AUGGAAAUAACCGUGACCAGACAUUUUAGUUUAGACGAAACGUCAAUGAGAAGCGGGGCUUUAGCAGCAAUGGAGGCGGAGCCAGACCUCAGUACCUUUGAGAACAAAUCAGGCUUAGCAGAGGAUAUGAAGUUUUUAGCUUCAAUGCCUGAGUUGUGUGACGUGACGUUCCUAGUUGGAGACACUAGAGAACCAGUGUGCGCUGUCAAAGCUGUUUUGGCAGCACGAAGCAGGGUUUUCCAAAAAAUGCUCUAUCAAGCCCCAAGUCCUCAGAGAAAAAAAGAUCCUGCACCUCGCGAAAACAAACUGAGACUAUUUCUGAAACGAUCAUCCGAGCCAUUGUUAAAUCUUCAAAACGCAGCACAGCAGAGAUCAGCUUUCGCGCAGCAAUUGGCUCCAAUACAAGAGCCGUCAUCCCAGCAACAUCAAACUCUUAUAAUCGAAGAAUUUGAGCCCGAUGUCUUCCGGCAGUUAAUAGAAUACAUUCAUACAGGAUGUGUAACACUUCAGCCACGGACUCUGCUGGGUGUGAUGAAUGCAGCGGAUUAUUAUGGCCUGGAUGAGCUCCGCCGAGCUUGCGCUGGUUUUGUCCAAUGUUGCAUCACAGUGGAUACGGUGUGCGCUCUUUUAGCGUCAGCGGAAAGAUAUAUUCAAUACAAGUGCACAAAAUCUUUAGUGCAAAAGGUUCUAGAAUUCGUUGAUGAGCAUGGUAAUGAAGUGCUAAACUUGGGAUCGUUUACUCUUCUACCUCAGCAUGUUGUACGUCUAAUUUUGGCAAGAGAUGAACUUCGAGCCGAUGAGUUUACUAAGUUUCAGGCAGCCCUAAUGUGGAGUAAGAAGUAUUGCGACACGAAUCAGAACAUGUCACUUAAAGAUGUGAUUGGAAAUUUUCUCGAAUACAUUCAGUUCCACAAGAUUCCAGCUAACGUGCUCAUGAGGGAGGUGCAUCCGUUAGGACUGGUGCCCUAUUCUAUUAUAAUGAACGCUUUAGCUUAUCAGGCAGACCCGGCCAGCGUAGAUCCAGGAAAGCUGUCUCCAGCAAGGGUGCGGCGGGCAGGUCGUUCAAUGUCUGUACAAUCUUCUCUUGAUCCCUAUGGUUCAAACACGACUCUCUCUUCCACCGGCUCGAGCGAUGUUCCUUCAUCUGACUCUCGGCACAACUAA
Parnassius mnemosyne (clouded apollo) is the source of this 1164-nucleotide messenger RNA. The record is from the annotation of a GenBank genome assembly. NCBI's taxonomy places the organism in Eukaryota, Metazoa, Arthropoda, Insecta, Lepidoptera, Papilionidae.